AUGUCUUUCCAACUGACCGUGAUCAUCGUCGGGGCAGGCAUCGGUGGCCUAGCUGCUGCACUGGCACUCCGCCAAGCUGGCCACAAAGCCGUCGUCCUGGAAAGGUGCAGCAGCAAGCGCGAAGUCGGAUUCGCCGUAAGUUUAUCUCCCAAUGCAAAUAUGGUCCUACGAAGCCUUGGCGUCGACUUUAAGAGUGCUCGUAUGGUGUACUGCACCGAAGAGGUAAUCAUCCAAGCACUACCAGCAGAGCAGCCAUUUCAAGUCCUAUGGCGGAAAUCAUUAGCCAAUCUCGAGAAGGAGUACGGGGCUCCCUGGAUGACUGUGCAUCGAGUGGAUCUGCACAACUGCCUAAGGGAUCUGGCUACCAGAAGAGAGGGAGCAGGUGUGCCGGUGGACAUUAUGGAGGGAGUUUCAGCAGUGUAUUUUGACCCUGCGGGCUCGAUUACGCUGCAUAAUGGGGAAAUGCUAAAGGGGGAUUUCAUAGUUGCGGCGGAUGGUGUGAAAUCGAAAGCCCACAGAUCCAUUAUGAAAGAUGGAGAAGAGAGGCCCGCAACACUGACUGGAGUAAGCAAUGUGCGGGUUUGCGUGCCAACUAGGGCACUCAUGGAGGACAAGGAAUUGAGGGAGUUUAUGGAGCUUGCACCUCAUGGAACCUCCGUUAGUUUGGGGUCGAGACGAGAUCGGCUGAUUCUGCGAUACCCAUGUCGGGACAAUCUCCUCCAGAACUUCGGCUUCUACGCCGCCACCGACGACAACCUGCCCACCAACAAACAGAAGUGCAACACGCAGACGGCAAAACAAGUUGCCUCCGACCACAUCCAGAGCUUCCAUCCAUCUCUCCACAAAAUGCUCGACUACUGUGAUGAAGACGACAUGUACCACUGGAAAGUUGCGGACCGCGACCCUCUGCCUACGUACCACAAGGACCGCCUUAUUGUCCUCGGCGAUGCUGCGCAUCCAAUGCUUCCGACCUUGGGCAAUGGUGCGGGGAUGGCGAUUGAAGACGCAGGAGCUCUAGGCGCGAUUAUGGAGGGAGUCAAUGGUGUGGGCGAGGUGGCGCGAAGGCUAGAUUUGUGGGAUCGCUUGCGGAGACCAAGGGCUAGUGCAGUGCAGCUUUUGAGUCGCACAGUCGCAGUGGAGUACGAUCUCAGUAAAGAGACACAGGAUAUGGUAAGACAGUAUCUGUCAGAGGAGGAACUUCCCGACUUUACACGGACCUGUGUGAAUAGGAUGUUGUUUCGAUACGAUUGCUUAGGGGAGACGAGGAGGGCGAUGCAGGACAUGAUGAAUUCGGCGAUUUGUGCCAGCUCCAGACAGUUUGGCGCCGCACAUUAA
Cladophialophora bantiana CBS 173.52 is the source of this 1335-nucleotide messenger RNA. RefSeq lists its product as uncharacterized. The record is from RefSeq and is a predicted model, not a curated record. The transcript is spliced from 2 exons. NCBI's taxonomy places the organism in Eukaryota, Fungi, Ascomycota, Eurotiomycetes, Chaetothyriales, Herpotrichiellaceae. Gene Ontology annotation, molecular function: monooxygenase activity; FAD binding. The coding region runs from base 1 to 1335 and encodes 444 amino acids.